GGUUGGACUCUGUUUCGUGUUGGUGAUCGUCCCAACGAGCGGCUCAUGAAGCAGCGACCCAGACGGGAUUAUCAACAGCACAAACUGGUGAACUAACGAGCAUUAUUCUGUUUUCACUUCUUCUCGGACCGCACCGACAUUUCCAUCCGACCGACGGGACUUUACAUGGCAGCCGGCUGCUCCGCCCUGCUUCACCCUCUCAUCCCCGCCUCGGAACUAACGGGAUGACGGAGGGAACCAGCCUCCUCACGUACCGGCACGGGGAGGCGACGUUCACGGGCCGCAGGAAUUUCUAACAAGCCGCUGCAGCAGCGAGAUUUGAAGUGUCUUUCAUUUUGUGAGACGUUUCCAUCUUUUCCUGAAUGGUAGACCAACCUUCACCGCCAUGACAGGAAUGAGAUGAUGUGCCAAUGAGAACAUCUCUAUCAAUGUGAUACGGUCUCAGAUCAUCAGAUCAGAACAUCCAUAUAACGGUUAUUCUGACAUCACGAUGCCGGCCGUCUCCAUCACCUCGUGUCUCUGGACUACAGCGGUCUGACAGACGUUCUGGUUCCCCCUGUGGGAAAGAACAGAGCUACUGGAGUGCGGCGGUCCGCCAGCAUCAUGGACUACCACGCCGAGUGCUGCUUCUGCGACCCCGAGGAGGGUCACGGCGGCCCGGACGAGCCGCCCCUCCACAGCAUCCACGCACCUAAUCGGAUCCGCCCGUCCUCCUACCGAGCCCUGAGGAGCGCCGUGUCCAGCCUGGCCCGCAUCGACGACUUCUUCUGUGAGAAGAUCGGUUCAGGCUUCUUCUCUGAGGUCUUUAAGGUGCAGCAUCGGAUCACGGGGCAGGUGAUGGCGCUGAAGAUGAACACUCUGGCUAGCAACAAAGCUAACAUGCUACGAGAAGUGCAGCUCAUGAACAGGCUUUGUCACCCCAACAUACUCAGGUUUCUAGGGGUGUGUGUCCAUGAAGGUCAACUCCACGCCCUGACUGAGUAUAUAAAUGGAGGCAACCUGGAGCAGCUGCUGGACAGCGACCUGUACCUGUCGUGGUGCGUCAGGAUGGGUCUGUCUCUGGACAUCGCCCGAGGGCUCCACUACCUGCACAGCAAGGGCAUAUUCCACAGGGACCUCACCUCCAAGAAUUGUCUGGUUCGCUGUGAUAACGGCGCGUUCACAGCGGUGGUGGGAGACUUUGGCCUGGCAGAGAAGAUCCCUGAUUACAGCGAUGCUGCGGGGAAGCAGCCUCUGGCCAUCGUGGGCUCCCCCUACUGGAUGGCCCCGGAGGUUCUGAGAGGGGAGCUGUACGAUGAGAAGGUGGACGUGUUUGCGUUUGGCAUCAUCCUGUGUGAGAUCAUCGCCCGCAUUGAAGCCGACCCUGACUUCUUACCCCGCACAGAGGACUUUGGUCUGGACGUGGAGGCAUUUGAGAACAUGGUUGGCGAUUGUCCGGCUGCGUUCUUGAGCCUCGCUGUCACCUGCUGUAAUAUGAGUGCGGAGAGGCGUCCCUCGUUCUCUGACAUUGUCCUCACGUUGGAAGGGAUGGAGGGAGAAGAACAGAAAGAGGCGUCCAUUGCACUCGAACCGGUGGCGGUACAGGUCAGCCCGUAUCGGCGCCGCAGCUCUCCGGGUCACCCCGGCGACCGAAGCCGGCAACGCCACGGCUUGGCGAGGAGCCAGUCGGACAUGUUACCCUCGGUGACCCUGACCUCUCCUCUCCUGGGGACCCCCCCGCGGGUCAACCCCUUCUCUCUGAGACAGGACCUAAAUGGGGGGCGUUGUAAACUUUUAGACACACCCAGCAAGUCGGUCAUCUCCUUGACCUUUACCCUCCCGGCGCUUCAGGACCCAUGUUCCUCCCCCCACCUUCUCAGAGGGAUGCCCGGGACGCGAGCUCUUCCCAGGAGAUGCCAGUCCCUCCCGUGUACUCCAGAGUUCAGCCGGACUCUUCCCUUGCUACGGUACACUGAGAGGAAGGAGGAGGGAGAGGAGGAGGACGUCAGAUCGGCACUAAGAAGAGGGACGGUGGAGGAUGUGGAGGACGACAUAAGGGAGGACAUAGAGGGGUCAGAAAGGACGAGUGAAAGCCUGCAUGUGGAGCUAAUGGAUAUAACUGAGAAGAGAGAGUUGGUAAAGGAUGAGCACAGGACGGGAGAGGACGCAGGACUUCCUGUGGAGCUGGAGAUGUUGUCUUUGGCGCGGCUGGAGGAGGUGGAGGAAGAGGAGGGUGUAUGUCCAACAGAACCCAUGGACUGUACCAAGUCUCCGGAGCCAGCAGAUGGAGGCAUGGAGUGCUCACCUAGUCGGCCCCUGCUCAUCUCCUCCUCUUUGCAGACCAAUGGCUGGCGACUUCCCAACUCCAAUGGACCGCCCUCCUCGCCAGCUCCGCCACCACUGGACAACGGCUCGGCCCUUGUGAUUGGCCAGCAGGUGCAGUGGGGCGGAGGAGGGCGUGCCAAUGGUUACAGCGAAGCCCAGAACUCUGAGCAGGAUGAGGUCAUUUCCUGUCCAGGCUGCUGCCUGGUAGGUCUGAGUUUUCCCUUUGUGUGCCUCCGUGGCUCAGCGGCUGUGCCUGCCCCCCGGCGAAGGGCCUCGUUACCGCGGCAACGACCCUACCGUAACCUUAACGUUACCAUAACCGGCAGCGCCCCCUCAACAACGGCCUCCACGGCAACCAAAGCUCUACUCUGUCGCAGCACUAAUGGACUGGCAGUGGGUGGGCCCUCGGCGUCUUGUGGACCCGGGCGGUCCCUGCCGGAGGCCCAGUCAUAGAGGGGCAGCGCCUCAUUAUGUGGAAAUCCCGCCCACUGGGGGGGAAAACAUUCGCCCACACAAAAUGCAACCAGGGGAUGAAAGGUUGACGUGUGCCAGCUGCUAGCUGAAUGUGUCUCCAUCGGUGGCGACGCGUUAGCUGUUAGCGAGCUAAUGCUCUCUAUGUGUUGGCAGGUAGACUGUGCCUACUAAGGCAAACUGAUCAACCCACAUACCGAUAACGCCGCAGACUGUCUGAAUGCACAAUACAAACUGGAUAGAGAACCAUAGAAUGGUUUUCCCCUCCGGCGGGGGCGGGACUUAUUUGGGCUGUGUCUCUUUAAGAAUAGCGAAGGGGGAUUUGGUUGCGGCGGCUGCGGUUCUGACUAAAUGGGCCGAGCAGCUCCACAACUGUGCUCGGCUUCUGGAGAAAGUAUUUAUGUAGUUCUGGCCGUCAUUUCUAUCUGUAAUAAUAAUGUGCUGUCAUCUGUGACCAUUCGACCCUGUGUUAGCGUAACUACGAUUACAUUCAGACUGUUCCUACUUCUCAGUGUUUAUUUGAUCCUAAUCAUAGUUAUAAAUGACGGCCCGAACUACAAAAUCUGAAAUGUCCUUUGGUAUGUAGAGUAGGUUGUGUAAACAUUUUGGAAUUCAUUAUCCCUCCUUUAGGAGGAAUAAACUGACUGGUUCUCUGUGGCUGCAGGGACAUAAGCAUAUGUAAUAACACUGUUAUUCAAUUGACUAACAGUAGCUGAAGGCUCAAUAUUUAUAACAUGUAUGAAGAAGAUUUACUUCUACGUUUCUACAGCAGUUGACCUGCAUGUGUGUGUGUGUGUGCGAGAGGGAAGCUGAUCACAAUGGGGACUUAAAGGAAGGAACUCUUCCUGGGCUUGUCAUGUAAACACUUUAUUUUUGCACUUUGAUUUUACUUAAUAUUGCUUAAUUUAAAUCUGUGCUCCAAGUGGUAGUACUCUGUGUGUGUGCGUGUGUGCUUCUGGCUUUACAAGCUACACACCUCCCAUCCUUUGACCUCCACGCCCCCCCACAUGUACCUUGGGUGUUUACAAGUACAUUUUGAUUAUACACAUGUAACUUAAAAGUGAAGCAGGUAUUUGCAUAUUUAUUGUACAGAUCAUUCCACACACUGUGUGUGUGUGUACGUGCUUUUGAAUGAAAGGUAGACUGACAGAUACUUUCAUAACUUUUUCAUCCGUCAUUCUAGUGUCAUUUCUAUGUUCUGUUCUUCUACGAGAAACCUGCAGGCAAUAAUCUGGUAAUAAAGAAAUUCGGUUGUGCACAAC
This is a messenger RNA of Gasterosteus aculeatus aculeatus (three-spined stickleback), 4037 nucleotides long. RefSeq names its product testis associated actin remodelling kinase 1a (gene tesk1a). NCBI's taxonomy places the organism in Eukaryota, Metazoa, Chordata, Actinopteri, Perciformes, Gasterosteidae. Gene Ontology annotation, molecular function: ATP binding; protein serine/threonine kinase activity. The record is from RefSeq and is a predicted model, not a curated record. Gene Ontology annotation, cellular component: nucleus; cytoplasm. Gene Ontology annotation, biological process: actin cytoskeleton organization; positive regulation of stress fiber assembly; protein phosphorylation.